AUGACCAAAUCCGACGUGUGCUUGAUCGCCGAAGCCCAUGACACGGAGACCAGCAAUUCGACAUGGAAGGCACCGCCGGGCACCACGGCUUGGCGGUCUGAAGGGGCCUCGGCGGGGCAGGCCGGGGUCGGCGUGAUCGUUCGAGACACGUUCCUCCGAUUAUUCUCGGAACCUCCCCGCUGGGUCCACAUCUGGCGCGGUCGAGCCGCCAAGUUGUGUCUCCGGGGUACCCGCGGCGCUCUGGACCCGGCGGUGGUCUAUGCGCACGCGGGCAACCACAGCGCGCCUGAGGGAGCGGACCUUGACGGCGUCCCCGCCGCCAGGCAUGGCCACAUCCACUCCUACUUCGACCUGCGCUCCUGCUUGCGGUGCAAAGUGCGCGACGCCCUGGCUUCCCCCGAAGAUUGCCUCGCGGUGUUGGGGGGCGACUUCAAUUACGUCACCGAGGAAGAGGAUAGGAUUGCGCUGAACACGAUGACCUACACGGGGUACCGGGACAAUCGCGAUGAGCAGCAUUUUAAGGCGACCAUCGGCGACAGGUACAACCUCUCGGAGAUGUUCCAAGGCGAGCUCACCCACGCCUCGGCCUCCGCGCGGUCCCGCCUCGACCGUAUAUAUGCAAACUUCCCGUUGGCGGACCAGCUGGACAGGCGCAUCCGGUGCUCCGCGCUGGAGUGGCGGCACGACCUCUCCCACCACCGGGCGGCGAUGCGCCUGGUCGCAUCCCGCAUCGAAAGCGAGCGCUCGACGCCUCCGGCCGCUACCGCGCUUGAGGGCCGGCUGGGGUGCACCGUGAAAUUCAUCCGGGCAGCUGAAGCCGGCCGCGUUCACGAGAUCUCCACUUGCUUGCUGCGAUACCCUUCCCUGCGGGACCACGUGGACAACCCGUUCGUCGUCGAGGGCAACAUGUCCCGGCAUCUCCGCGGGGUCCGGCUACGCGCGAUCCAAUUGGCGAGGGAACACGCUAUCGACGAGCUCGGGAAGUCGCACGCCGACCUCACCAGCGAGGACGAUUUCCGCGCGACGCAGGCCCGGCAGAAGAACGCCCGCCUGAUUUACCGGCUUGCCCCAGGACGUGCCGGCGGUGUCUCAGCCGUGGAGCGGCCCGACGGGGAGGUGGUGACCUGUCCGGACGGGAAGGCUAAUGCUCUUCGUUCUCAUUGGGGGCAGGUGUUCAAAGCUAAGGGAAUCGACACGGCCUUGCUGCGCGCCUGGACGGACGAGGACGAGGACACCCGCCCACUCAGGGACGCG
This is a messenger RNA of Prorocentrum cordatum, 1254 nucleotides long. The record is from the annotation of a GenBank genome assembly. Lineage: Eukaryota; Dinophyceae; Prorocentrales; Prorocentraceae.